AUGAUGUUGAACUCUAGUCUAAUCAAUAUAUAAUGUAUUGUGUAAGACAUCAAUCAUUUAUUUAUUCGAAGUAUUCCUUCUAUUUGUAGCCUACUUAUCAAUUAGUUCACCAAAAAAGUUGCAUAUUCAUGUACAGUCAGGUUAAAGUUCAGACAAACCUUUGAUGCUUGAUCAGUAAGAGUACAUUACGUUAACAUUACAAAGACUGCUGCAAUUUCAUCUGCCAAAGUCCAAAGUCUAAACUGACGCCAAUAUGGAAGCUGUCCAUUUCAGGAGAGAUUAGGUUUGGAUUUGACGGUGCAACUCCUACAGACUUUUCACUGCAUUUAUUUGUUUUUCUUCAGAAUAUGACCGAGCAACAAGUUUGAAACCGUGAUGUGUGUUAUUUUGUGCGUUCAUAUUUCUGCCAGUAGUGAAACUGAAGGAAGCCGUAUUAAAGAACCACUUGCUGUUUUUACAAGCUAUCUUCACAUAGAUAUUUAGCAAAAUUACUCUUCUCAGUGAAGAGGAGUGUUUUCCUCUGCUAGCUGAAAUUCUAAGGAUGCUCUUAUGCCUAAGCGACUAAUAACAACCUACGCCCUCUGGGCAGUGGGAGGCCCACUGGGUCUUCAUCACCUGUACCUCAGGAGGGACAGCCAUGCUCUCUUGUGGAUGCUCACUCUGGGUGGUUUUGGGUUCGGCUGGCUCCGAGAGUUCUUCCGAAUCCCAGCUUACGUUAACGAAGCCAACAAAGAGGCUGAGAGAGUCAGACGCCCAGCCGGUACGCCUCCACCAAUAGGCUUGUUUCGUUUUGCUGGCCAGAUUUGCGUCGGCAUUUACUUUGGCUCAGUUGCUUUGAUUAGUCUGAACUCUCUGAGUUUCUUCUACCUGCUGGUGUUGCCAUUGAGUGUUGGUGCGGGGGUCCAUCUGGUGUCCUGCGUUGGUCAGCAGACUUCUGACCUGCAGAAGACCCUCACUGCUUGUAUCCUGACCUCAUCCAUAUUCUACGGCAGCACACUCUCGCCUCUACCCAUCAGCAUAGCAGCUAGUUUCACUGCAGCACAACAUAGAAAGUUUAAACAUCCCCAACAUGCAGGAUCUCCACCAGAGCCAGUGGGACCUCGCCUCUAUCGCCUUAGCCUAGCACUGCUGGCUUUCUCAGCUCCGCUGGGAUACUGCGUUUUUCACAACACCACAGCUACUUUAUACUACAUUUCAGACUGUGUGGCGGCGUUUCUCGAAAUGUUUUGGUUCAUUCCUUGGAUCAGAGGGGUUGUGGAAUUCUUUCUGCUGUUGCCAUACCAGGUCUUGUGUGCGCUGACUGGAGGGAGUUACUACGAGGAGAGCUGGAAGAAGGUUCUGGAAAUACUUCUUAAUGAAUACACCAAAAGAGAGAUUGAGGCAAUGAAGGUGCUGUCGGUGUCUGAGGGAGCCACUCUGGAGGAGAUCGCUCACAGCUACAGGGAGCUAGCUAAAUUAUGGCACCCAGACCGCAACCCCACGAAGAAACAAGAGGCAGAAGAGAUGUUCAUUAAAAUCAGUGAGGCGUAUGAGACACUGCUCCACAGACAUAAGCCUCAAAGCAGGAAAUGACUUCAGACUGCAUGUCUGUAGUAGUCUGCCAUCCAGUGGUUAUAAAGAGUACUUUCUUUAAGUUAUUACUGUUUGGAGUUACUGGAUUAAACUAACACACUGCUGCUCAUUACAUUUUGGGGAAAAAGGGCACUGUAUAAUUACUUUGACUGUUGGUCACAGUGCAAAUUUGCCUCUGUCGAGAAAACAUUUUUGCUCAUUGCUCCACUAGAACAGAAUAUCUACCUUUACUUGCUCAUUGAAUCAUUUAGCAGACACAUUUUAUCCAAACUAACUUAAAGAAGUAGACUCAGUGCUGCAAAAAUUCUAAUCCUUGAUAGUUAGUAAGUAAACAAUUAAACAGAUGAUUUGAAGUAAAUGAUCAAUCUAGAUUUAUAGAGCAAAUUUUGCUGUUUCUAUUUUUAUACUGCUUGCCUUUGCUGAACAGAGUCCAUUUUAAUUAAUAUUAAUAUUAAUAUUAAUAUUAAUAUUAAUAUUAAUAAUAAUUUGUUACAUCAAGUUAAAUUUUUUUCUGCUUCAGGUUAGAUGGUUAGUCUGCUGAUCCAACAGUUCAAAUCAGUUUAGCACUAAAAUGGCAACAGGUUACAUUAUGGAUUUGUUUGUUUUUAAUAAAAUAUUAGUUUAUAUAUUGAAACACAUUUAAAACUUUGAGGGACAUAUCUAGUUAAAUGCAGGUUGAGCAUAAGACAUCAUAUGAAUAAUAACUUAUACACACAAUAAUUAUAUACACAUGUAGACUAUUUUAUAUAUAUGUUCAAUAAACAUAUAAAAUAAUAUCAGAUUAGUCUGAUUAGUCUGUUUAUAAUGGAAGAUGUGCGGCUUUUUGCCUUCAAGCGAUCUAAAGUUGGCCAAAAGAUACGGAAAUUAAAGCAAAAUAGUGAUAUAACUUGUCCUCCUAUGUAUUACUUAUUGUGUAAUUCAUCAUGAUAGUGUUUGCACCAGCCUUUUCCAAAGCAGAAUCCAGUGCUUUGUUUAUGUGCAGCAAACUGGUUUAUACACUUUCACAUGCUGUUGAUUUUUCAUUUUGAAAUGAGAUAAAAAGCUAAAGUUGAAUAUCUUAUUGAAUAAAUUUCCUGUAUAGACUAGUGAUCACUACCUUAUUCAUGAUAUUAACUGUUAUAAGCUGAUAGAUUUCAUAACAUUUAAUUGGGGAAUGCAAGAGAGUUGGGCUUCCACUCCUGUGGUUUAUGUGAUAAGGAGGUGUAUUAAAUAUAACUAUGUAUUUAAUCACAUUUCAUCUUUCCAUAAUAUCAACAAUGAGAACUAAAAUAAAUGCCACAGUAAUGCUUUGUUUGUCAGAAUAUAGUCACUUUAUCAUUUUAAUGUGGUGGCAUAUUACAUGAUUUCAAAGUAAUGAAUUUACACCACAGCACUGUUCAUUUCUCAAAUCUGAUUGGUCAGAUGUGUUGAUUAAUUUUCUCUAACAGCACAGCUUUGACAAUAGUGCAGCUGUACUUCAAAUCAAAGGUUUAUAUUAAUACACUUGUUCUAAUAUGUUAUCGUUUCUAUACUAACAACUUA
Molecule: messenger RNA, 3093 nt
Organism: Pangasianodon hypophthalmus (striped catfish)
Lineage: Eukaryota; Metazoa; Chordata; Actinopteri; Siluriformes; Pangasiidae
Gene: dnajc22
Product: DnaJ (Hsp40) homolog, subfamily C, member 22
Exons: 4
Coding region: 550-1572 (340 amino acids)
Biological process (GO): endocytosis
Cellular component (GO): plasma membrane; early endosome
Source: RefSeq, a predicted model, not a curated record